AUGUCUUCCUCAGUUCAGGGGCGGCCCUCUGGAGGGCGAUCGGCUAAUAUUAAUAGUAAUCCCACUCACCACAAGAGUAAUCCUAAGAAUUCGACGCGCAAACCGCAGCGAAUUCGUCUGACGAACAAAGCGCUCGAAUCGCAGCAGUUUUCGACCCUUCGCCUGCCCCGCAAGGGCGAGAGCGUCGUGCCGAAGGUGAACGUCGACGCGAUCUUCGCCGACCUCGGGGAGGGGGGCUCGGGCGGGGCGAAGGCCGCGAACUUCGCGUUUGACCCCAUCCCGGACGACGGGAUGUUCGACGUGGUGGAGAAGAGCGCGUACUGGCCGCCGCCUUCUCUGGCGGCGUUGGUGGCCUCGACCGGGAUCGCGGUGGAGGGCGGCGACGGCUUCGACUCGUACAACCGCCUCGAGGACGACGCCCAGGGCCGGGAAAGGGUCGAGAAGGUCAAGAAGAUCGUCGGUGAGCUCAAUCACCCGCGCGGGAAGCCACGGCAGAAUAAAAUUCUCAAACUUGAGCCCUCCAGCGCCAGCGAGGACGAUGAGGAGGAGACGGAGAAGUAG
Phytomonas sp. Hart1 is the source of this 561-nucleotide messenger RNA. The record is from the annotation of a GenBank genome assembly. NCBI's taxonomy places the organism in Eukaryota, Euglenozoa, Kinetoplastea, Trypanosomatida, Trypanosomatidae.